UCAAAUAAAUAAAUCUUUUUUAAGAAAGAGAAGCGUGGACAGUGUUGAGGAUAUAGGUAGAUUGUCUUUCAGAAAAAAGGCACAAAUGGUGCAUGGCAGUUUUCAUUUGGAGAACAAAGUUUAGGAGAUACUCUGAGUAAUGAUGAAUUUAUUUUUUAGACAAUACGGUACUCCAAAUUCUCAUAGAUAUUUAACUACCAUCACAUUUUUGUAAUUACGGAGAAACAUUUACAUCUUACCACUUUAACUGAGUUAUUUCUUUCAUACCAUUCUGUUACCUUCUGAUCUAGUGUCCUGUAGUUCCACAUGGAAAACUGUAUCCUCAAAACAUUUCUUUUACCUUAUUGUUUCGAUGUUACAGUUCACACUAUAAUUUUUUUUUCAUAUCCUGAAAUAGAUAAUUCAUAAUUUACUUAAGCAGUGUACAUUGUUGUUUGAAAAGUGCCUUUAUUGAAAACAGAACAGUUUUACUAGAAAUGUCUGUAUUGUUAAAAGUAAAAUCAUAUCAGUUAUGUUUAUGAUAUGGGGUUACUUCUAUGCAUAAAACCAAAUUCCCAUUCAAGUCUAAUUUGUGUAUUUACUUUUCAAAUAAGUAUAAUUAGUAGCUUGAGACCUUUUCCAGUUUUGACUCUGUUGGUUGCCAGACUUAAGAGCAUUUUCAUUAGUAUAUUGGGGAAAAACAACUUUUAUCAUAAUGCAUAUUUUUUGACUGCUAAGAAAGUUGCCCGUAUAGUCAUAUAAACAAACGGGGGAAUUAAGGUGAGGGAAUAGUGAAAUUUGGUAUUCACUUGGUGGGUGUAAGAACAUGGGAAGUGUUUUGAACAUGUCUGUUAAAAUGAUUUUCAUGAAAAAUUGUCUGCCUGUUUUUAAACAUGGUAGAUCUCAGUGCAGCUAGAUCAUGCUUUCCUCUGCAGGCUCCCAUCUACUGUUUGAAGCUUCUGCCCCAAGCUUGCAUUGUUUAUAGGAGAACCUGCGUCAUACCUUUAUCUGUAGCCUUCUCUUAGGUCUUAAGGAUCCUGAAACCUUCCUGUGGACAUUGGAUUUGGUGGAACAGCAACCAUGACUGUGGGAAAGAGCAGCAAGAUGCUGCAGCACAUUGACUAUAGAAUGAGAUGUAUCUUGCAAGAUGGCCGAAUCUUCAUUGGCACGUUUAAGGCUUUUGACAAACAUAUGAACUUGAUCCUCUGUGAUUGUGAUGAAUUCAGAAAGAUCAAGCCGAAGAAUGCUAAGCAGCCAGAGCGUGAAGAAAAGCGUGUUUUAGGUCUGGUGUUACUACGUGGGGAGAACUUGGUAUCCAUGACUGUGGAAGGACCACCCCCCAAAGAUACUGGAAUUGCUCGGGUACCACUUGCUGGAGCUGCAGGAGGUCCUGGGGUUGGCAGGGCAGCUGGCAGAGGAGUGCCAGCUGGUGUUCCAAUUCCCCAGGCUCCUGCUGGAUUAGCAGGCCCUGUCCGAGGGGUUGGGGGGCCUUCCCAACAGGUAAUGACUCCACAGGGAAGAGGCACUGUAGCAGCUGCUGCAGUUGCUGCUACUGCCAGCAUUGCCGGAGCCCCAACUCAAUACCCACCAGGUCGGGGGACCCCACCCACUCCUGUGGGCCGAGCAACACCACCUCCAGGCAUUAUGGCUCCUCCACCUGGUAUGAGACCCCCCAUGGGACCACCAAUUGGACUUCCCCCUGCUCGAGGGACGCCAAUAGGCAUGCCCCCUCCAGGAAUGAGACCCCCUCCACCGGGAAUUAGAGGUGAGUCCACCUCCCCCAGGAAUGCGUCCACCAAGACCCUAGGAUACUGUUGAUCAUUCUUAAAAAGUCACUUUUUUCCCUGCGAUGUGUCUUGUGAAAUUGUGUAGAGUGUUUGUGAGCUGUUGUUCCCUCCUUGCUGCAUUAAUACUAGCUAAUAAAUGCACAGAGCAAUUAAACUGCGA
Molecule: messenger RNA, 1926 nt
Organism: Enhydra lutris kenyoni (northern sea otter)
Lineage: Eukaryota; Metazoa; Chordata; Mammalia; Carnivora; Mustelidae
Product: small nuclear ribonucleoprotein polypeptide N
Exons: 7
Coding region: 1060-1797 (245 amino acids)
Biological process (GO): mRNA splicing, via spliceosome
Cellular component (GO): U2 snRNP; U5 snRNP; U1 snRNP
Molecular function (GO): RNA binding
Source: RefSeq, a predicted model, not a curated record